Messenger RNA from Myzus persicae (green peach aphid), 1417 nucleotides. RefSeq names its product leucine-rich repeat-containing protein 45-like. The record is from RefSeq and is a predicted model, not a curated record. Bases 463 to 1287 code for a protein of 274 amino acids. Gene Ontology annotation, molecular function: protein binding. The transcript has 5 exons. Gene Ontology annotation, cellular component: centrosome. NCBI's taxonomy places the organism in Eukaryota, Metazoa, Arthropoda, Insecta, Hemiptera, Aphididae.
GUUCCAAAUAGUCUUAUAAACUUUUUUUCCAUUAGACGAAUAAAUUGGACUAUAAUUAUUGGAUAUUAAUUAUUCUGUGCUAUUAUGAGAACAACGGUAUAGAAUCAUAGACAUUAUAAAUUAUAAUGAUGUUUAUGCAUAGAAUAAAAAUAAUAAAUGUUUAUUUAUAAAUCAUGGUCCAUGGAUAUAGAUCCUUUUGAUUCGUGCCCCGUGGUUUACUACUAAAUAGCAGUUAUCAUAACUUAUUUUUUAAAGUUCGAACUUAUUUUUGUAAUAUUGACUAUAAUAUUUAUUAAAUAUAAAUUAAUAAUUGUAAUAGGUAUAUUAUUAUUUUUUGAGACAUUCAUUUUUUGGUGUUUCUUUUGUAUAAUCAUAAAUUAUAAAUUAACAAAGUUCUUAAAUGAAUCAUUGAACUUUAAUUUGACGUAUGCGAUAUAUAUUAUAAGUUAUAACACCAGUAUUAUGAAUACAGAUAUUUGCAAUAUUUAUCGAAAAUUAUGUUUAAAAAACAAAAUAUCUGCUGACCAAUUUAUUGAAUCCUGUCUAUACAAUGCAAGUGUUCAUGGUGAAUUAAAUUUAAAAAGUACUACAAUAACAGAAAAUUCUUGUUCGCUGAUAGUUGAAACGAUAAAAUGUAACCCGACAAUAAGAGUGUUGAAUUUAUCUGAUUGCUUACUACCAGCUAGUGGUUUGAAGAACUUUUUAGAUUUGGCUAGUAAAUUAACAAGCUUAAAGAAAUUAUAUUUAAAAGGAAAUCAAAUUGGAAAUAAGUUAACGCUAUAUAUUUCUAAAAUAUUAUUGAAUAAUACUAAUAUUACAGAACUACAAUUGGAUUGGAAUAACAUUGGUGAUUCAGAAGAUACAUUUUCCCAAUUAUGUCAUAGUUUAAUGUCAAAUACAGUAUUAAAUACUUUAAAUUUGGCAAAUAAUAACCUGUGUCAAACAUGUGGUUUUCAUUUAGCUAAAAUGAUAACCAUAAAUAAAUGCUUAAAGAAUAUUGAUUUAAGUUGGAAUUGUAUAGGUGAAACUGGAGCAGCAUUAUUAUUGGAAUCUUUAAAAAACAAUGAGAUUCUUAUAGAAUUAAGCAUUCAAGGAAAUUCUGUGCCUGUGGAAAUGUGUUCUAUGAUAGCCAAUAAAUUAAAACAAAAUGAAUCAAUUAAUUCCAUUAACCAAAAUGAAGUUCAGAUCAGGAAUUUAAGUCUGCUUGAACACGUAGCAUCGGUUGAUAAAAACUAUCAAACACAAUUGAAAAUUCUUAACAAUCAAUGCCAUAACAGUGUCGAGUAAAAUGCAUAUUUAUUUCAUACUUAAAACUAAAAUCAGCAUAAUUCAUUAUACCAAUGUUAAAUAUUCAUAGUGAAUUACAAUCAAAACUACAACUUUUUCAAUUAGAAAAUCAAGAACUUAAACAGGAAAU